Phalaenopsis equestris is the source of this 719-nucleotide messenger RNA. RefSeq names its product kxDL motif-containing protein 1. The coding region runs from base 79 to 453 and encodes 124 amino acids. The transcript is spliced from 3 exons. Gene Ontology annotation, cellular component: BORC complex. Gene Ontology annotation, biological process: lysosome localization. NCBI's taxonomy places the organism in Eukaryota, Viridiplantae, Streptophyta, Magnoliopsida, Asparagales, Orchidaceae. The record is from RefSeq and is a predicted model, not a curated record.
GCUUUUCGGCCCAUUUGGAGGAAUUGGGCUGUUUGAGAAAGAGGCUCGGUCUCUGGCAAAUGUAGAGGCCGGAGAAAGAUGGCGGAAGCGGAGGCGGAGGCUAUCAGAGCGGCGUCGGAGGAGCUUGCCGGUCAAUUCAAAACCCUAAUCAAGACUGAGGAUGUUGAAUCCAUCAGAAACAUUCAGCAUCUGAUAUUGGGAAGGCUGCAAGACAGUAAUGCAGUUCUAUCUCAUUUCAACGAGUACUCUGAGCAAUGUUUCAGUCAGCUUUCUGGCGAUUUCUCAAGGAAUGCACGUCUCUUGAACUCCAUAAAGUCCGACCUUGACUACAUAUUCAUGAAACUUAGAAGCAUGAAGUCAAGUCUGAAGGCAAUGUAUCCUGAUGCAUUUCCAGAUGCUUCAACAAUUAAAAUAUUGGAUCAAAGACCUGAUUUAGAGAGGCCAUUUCCAUAGUGGGAGAGACAACAAUGUCUUUGAUCACAUCAGGUUUCACAUUUACUUUUUUAUGGCAGGGACAGGAACAAAAGGUUUGCAUGUCAUGCUAGCCAUCUUUAUUCUUUCUGGGUUCAAGGCAUUGCAUAUGUUGUGUAUGUACAUUUGCUAUUAAAUUUGAAAACCUCAUGUUAGAAAAUAAAAACAAUAAUGGUUUGUUCAUAUCGAACUCGAAGCGUCAUGCUAUUAUUACUUAUUCUUUAUUUGAUUCAUAUUCGAUAUAACAA